Papilio machaon (common yellow swallowtail) is the source of this 1918-nucleotide messenger RNA. RefSeq names its product sine oculis-binding protein homolog (gene Sobp). The transcript has 4 exons. The record is from RefSeq and is a predicted model, not a curated record. Gene Ontology annotation, cellular component: nucleus. The coding region runs from base 144 to 1775 and encodes 543 amino acids. NCBI's taxonomy places the organism in Eukaryota, Metazoa, Arthropoda, Insecta, Lepidoptera, Papilionidae. Gene Ontology annotation, biological process: animal organ development.
UGUCGUGCGAGGCGAAUGUGCUGUGGUUUUCCGCUCGCGGAUGAAAUGUUUACGCGAUCAUCGAAGUUACUUGUGACAUGAAAAACUUUGACAACUGUCCAACAUAUACUUUGUGUUUAUUUCAGUGAUUUUUUUUAUUCGAGAUGGAUAAUAAAACACCAUCUAAUACGUCUCCGCCGCGGGCGCAAGUCAAGAAAGAAAACGAAGAAGAGAUCAAGGAGUUUGCGGAGACGGCAAUGAACGAGCUGCUGGGUUGGUACGGCUAUGAGAGACUGGAGCUGAGACGUUGGGCAGCCUCGCGCGCCCGCGACACUAACAGCCCCGAACAGGCCGCGGAACAGAAGAAUAAAGACGAGUGUUCGUGGUGCAACAAGAGCAUCGGCAGCGAGAGCGGCGCGCUGCAGCAGGCGGGCGCCGCGUUCUGCUCCGAGCUGUGCUUCAGCCAGUCCCGGCGUGCCAACUUCAAGCGCGCUAAGACCUGCGACUGGUGUCGACAUGUGCGGCACACCGUGGCUUACGUUGACUUCCAGGACGGUGCAACACAACUGCAGUUUUGCUCAGACAAAUGUCUGAAUCAAUACAAGAUGCACAUCUUCUGUCGCGAGACGCAGGCGCACCUCGACCUCAAUCCGCACCUCGUGAGCGCCGCCUCCUCCACCAACCUCAUCACGCCGGAGCUCUGGCUCAAGAAUUGCAAGAGCAGGUCCGCGUCGCCCACAUCCGAGAGAUCCACCUCUCCGAACAUUGAAAACUUAACUGUCAAAUCCACAAUCGAAAAAACAGAUCACAACUCUGCGAGGAAAUCUCCCCUGCCAAUAAUAACGGUCGCCCCGGCGGCGAAACUGAUGAAUCCAAAGACUACUGAAGAUAAAACACAAAAAUCACCAGACUUGAAAAAAGACAGAACUAAAAUGAACACACGCAAACGUCGGACUUCCAAGUGCUCGGCGACGGUGACGUCACAGAACUUGCGCCAACAUAACACCACUCCGAAGGCUCAGGACUUGCGACUCUGCAGCCCUUCACUAGACGGCUCAUCGCCUAGUUCAACUGUCGGCACAACCGGCAACAGCGUCAUUCAUUCACCUCCGCAUACAAUAAAUCAUUCAGCACAACAACCACCAUUCAAUCCUAUAUUCGGAAUGCCUCCUGUUUUCGAUCCACCACCACAAAUGAACGAUCACAGAUACAUAUUCCAACCUAGGUUAGGUUUUAUGCCACGACCCAGUUUGAUUCCAGAACGACCUCCUUUAAUGCCGCCUCUAAACUUUCCUCAACAUCUCGGCCAACCUCCUCCUGUCACAGUAUUGGUUCCGUACCCAGUAAUAUUACCAAUACCACUCCCGAUACCGGUUCCAAUACCAAUAACUUCCUUUAUACAAGCACAUUUGAGCAAAGUGAAAAAGGAAACUACAACCGAAGACACAGAAGGUCCUCUUGACUUCACAAUAAACAGUGAUAAAAAGAAAGCCGCUAAUACAACAGAGGCAGAAAAUAUAGAAAUCCAAGCAGCUAUACAACAAACAUUACAACCGAUCGUUGAAGAAAACGAGACCACAGACAACAAAAACGACAAUAAUGAAUGUAAAAAUCCAGAACAAACUUUGCCUAAGUUUAAAAUAACAAGGCUAGGUAAUAAAAUGGCGAAAAUUGUGUCUAAAACAAGAGAACCGUCAGAAUCUACGAGACCUUUGCGGAAACGAAGAAGACUCGUUGAAGUUACCACCGAAGAAGAACCGAUCAUUCCUAAAACUAGGAAAACUGUUGAAGUUUAAACAUAAAUAUAUGUCAUAGAUUUUGAAACUUUUUAAAAUACAUAUCACAAUUUAAUACGAUAAAUAAAUUAUACGAACUGAGUUCAGUUUACUUACAAACAGCUAGUCUUAGAUUUAAGAUGUGAUUUAAUAAUACUUUAAGU